Peromyscus californicus insignis is the source of this 1097-nucleotide messenger RNA. RefSeq names its product inhibitor of DNA binding 2 (gene Id2). The record is from RefSeq and is a predicted model, not a curated record. Gene Ontology annotation, cellular component: nucleus; cytoplasm. Gene Ontology annotation, biological process: circadian regulation of gene expression; cell differentiation; negative regulation of transcription by RNA polymerase II. NCBI's taxonomy places the organism in Eukaryota, Metazoa, Chordata, Mammalia, Rodentia, Cricetidae. Gene Ontology annotation, molecular function: transcription regulator activity; protein dimerization activity.
CCUCCUCCGAGCAGCAUGAAAGCCUUCAGUCCGGUGAGGUCCGUUAGGAAAAACAGCCUGUCGGACCACGGCUUGGGCAUCUCCCGGAGCAAGACCCCGGUAGACGACCCGAUGAGUCUGCUCUACAACAUGAACGACUGCUACUCCAAGCUCAAGGAACUGGUGCCCAGCAUCCCGCAGAACAAGAAGGUGACCAAGAUGGAAAUCCUGCAGCACGUCAUCGAUUACAUCCUGGACCUGCAGAUCGCCCUGGACUCUCACCCCACGAUUGUCAGCCUGCACCACCAGAGACCUGGGCAGAACCAGGCGUCCAGGACGCCGCUGACCACCCUCAACACGGACAUCAGCAUUCUGUCCUUGCAGGCAUCUGAAUUCCCUUCUGAGCUUAUGUCGAAUGAUAGCAAAGUACUCUGUGGCUGAAUACAUGGAGAACAAGUUGAAUGGACCUUUUUAAAAAGAGCGACGGAAGGAAAACUGAGAGUGAUCAUCUUCCCCAGGAGCUCUCCAGCCUGGACUGUGAUACCGUUAUUUAUGAGAGACUUUCAAUGCCCUUUCUACAGUUGGAAGGUUUUCUUUAUAUACUAUUCCCACCAUGGGGAGCGAAAAACGUUAAAAAUCACAAGGAAUUGCCCAAUCUAAGCAGACUUUGCCUUUUUCCAAAGGUGGAGCGUGACUACCCGAAGGACCCAGUAUUCGGUUACUUAAAUGAAGUCUUUGGUCAGAAAUGGCCUUUUUUGACGCGAGCCUACUGAAUGCUGUGUAUAUAUUUAUAUAUAAAUAUAUAUAUAUAUAUUGAGUGAAGCCUUGUGAACUCUCUAAUUAGAGUUUUCUUGUAUAGUGGCAGAAAUACCUAUUUCUGCAUAAAAAUGUAAUGACGUACUUAUGCUAAACUUUUUAUAAAAGUUUAGUUGUAAACUUAACCCUUUUAUACAAAAAUAAAUCAAGUGUGUUUAUUGAAUGUCAAUCGCUUGCUUUAUUUCAGACAACCAGUGCUUUGAUUUUUUUUAUGAUGCUAUGUUAUAACUGAACCCAAAUAAAUACCAGUUCAAAUUUAUGUAGACUGUAUUAAGAUUAUAAUAAAAUGUGUCUGACGUCAA